Messenger RNA from Dermacentor silvarum, 2771 nucleotides. RefSeq names its product calcitonin gene-related peptide type 1 receptor-like. Gene Ontology annotation, molecular function: peptide hormone binding; calcitonin receptor activity. The transcript is spliced from 19 exons. The coding region runs from base 541 to 2244 and encodes 567 amino acids. The record is from RefSeq and is a predicted model, not a curated record. Gene Ontology annotation, biological process: cell surface receptor signaling pathway; adenylate cyclase-modulating G protein-coupled receptor signaling pathway. Gene Ontology annotation, cellular component: plasma membrane. NCBI's taxonomy places the organism in Eukaryota, Metazoa, Arthropoda, Arachnida, Ixodida, Ixodidae.
GAGCGGAACGGUUAGUCUUCGGCGGUCCGGUGUGCGCGCAGGGUAGCACUUAGCGAGUGCUCUCCACCGCACACUUUUGAACAGACCACGCGCUUUCCCACAAAUGUCAAGUUUUGGUCGGCUUCGCUUUUGCCGUUACUACGACGCGAAUUUCGGGUAGAAACUUAGGCGCGCGUCUUUCUGUUGUGUUCCUCAAUCUGUACAGUGUUUCUGGGACGUAUUCAAGAAACCGAUCUCCUCAUCUCCCGUGUCCGUGUUCAUCGAUUGCUACUGCGUAAGAAGACUGUGCUCGGUUGAUCGAAACGGCCAGCGACCUAUGACUGGAAAGUGAAAUUGACGCGUGUUCCCGUAUUCUGAAAGAGCAGUCGUUUCAUCGUGGCAAUGACUGUAGUUUUCCGCCGCGUAACGCCGACUGUGUUGAACACGUGCGUUGCACGUUAUCGAUGAGCGGUCCUAAUCGACGCGGUCGCCUCAUCGAGGCAGCCUGACUGCCACUCUUCCGGAUUACUUCAGUACUGUCCCGGAAAACAGUCAACCGUUAUGACAGCUGCUUGCCGUUUUUACUUCACGUUGAUGCUGUCGGCUUGCCUGCUGCCCUGGUGCAGCCCCAGCGCACAGGGCACCCGUGCUGAGAGGGUGUUCUCCCAACUGAAAGCACUGCGCGAAUGCGAGCAGCGAGCGUUCUAUGACUCCCGUAACAAGAACGACACCGCCGGAUGCGACUGGAGGUUCGACGGCUGGCACUGCUGGCCACCGACCGCACGGGGUGUCGUGGCCCGAGCGCCCUGUCCUGUUCUCCUACCUGGAGUUGUAAAUUCUUCAGGCACGGCGUUCUACCACUGCCUCACGCAAGGUUCUUGGAAAGGCCCACUCGCCCACUACGGCUAUUGCACAACUAAGCUAAACCCCGACCCAGAAUUAAAGCUCCUGUGGGACAUUACUGACGAAAUCGGGGAGUACGUUCCUUGGGAGCAGAGUUCGCCGCGUGGUGAAAACUGGAUGUGGGAGCAGAAGAUCCACCACUUCAAGCAUUGCCUGGAGCACGUUCUUCUCAAGCCAUUUCCGGAACAGGGCGUCAAUGAUUCCUUUUGUCCCCGAACGUGGGACGGCUGGAACUGCUGGGAUGACACACCUGCAGGUCAGACUGCUUUCGCCCCCUGCCCACAGUUCGUGGCUGGAUUCAUUUCAUCGAGACAAGCGCACAAGCUGUGCACGGCCAAUGCCACAUGGUUCCGUCAUCCAAUCACAGGAAUCAUCUGGUCCAACUACACAGCAUGCGUAGACACCCACGACCUUCAGUUCCGGAACUUGGUCAAUUCCCUGUACGUGACAGGAUACUCCAUAUCGCUCGUCGCUCUCCUCAUAUCAAUCUUCAUAUUUUGUUACUUCAGAGCACUACGCUGCCGGCGGAUUACUAUUCACAAAAACUUGUUUACAUCGUUCAUAAUUAACAACCUCUGCUGGAUUUUGUGGUACAUCAACGUCAUCGCACAACCACACGUUAUCGAGGAGAAUCCGAAAUGGUGCCAGGUUCUGCAUGUGGUGACGCAGUACUUUCUGCUAUGCAACUACCUUUGGAUGUUCUGCGAGGGCCUGUAUUUACACACGCUGCUAGUUCUUGCAUUCAUCGCCGAGGACAACAUCAUUAAGUGGUUCUUGCUGAUUGGAUGGGGUUUCCCUUUGAUUCCAGCCAUUGGUUACGGAGUAACCCGGGGCCUAGACAAUGAAGCAUCAAGGAUGUGCUGGGUUGAACACGACGUCUGGUACACGUACAUACUCAGCGUUCCCGUUUGCAUCUCAAUACUGUUGAGCUUCGCAUUUCUCGUGAACAUAGUGAGAGUCCUGGUGACAAAACUUCGAGCUGUGAACUCUCCUGACAAUGAGAGCACAAGGAAAGCUGUGCGGGCAACAGUAAUCUUGCUUCCCCUGUUGGGCUUGCAUUACGUCGUGACACCCUUCAGACCAGACAAGGGUUCUAUAUUCCUUGCUUACGAGAUUAUAUCAGCACUGGUCACGUCCUUGCAGGGACUCUGCGUUGCCCUUCUUUUCUGCUUCUUCAAUGGAGAGGUUCUGGGCGUCCUUCGCAAGACCCUGUCACAGUCACCUUGGUUUUCGUACGAGGGCCGACGGAUGUCUUAUGCAAAUACGAGUAUAAGCCGCCGCUAUCACAGCUUGCGCUCCAAACUUUCCUCGCCAUCAGCACCAGGUCCUCCGCAUUCAUUUUAUGCCAAGGCACUCACCUGACGGCAGAAGUCCGUCGGCUUCGCCCAACCAUCAGCAGACCAUGCUGUAAGACGCCGAGUGUAGAAGACUCAAGGGUUUCGUGCUCCUUUAGUGUGUUUGGUCGAACUGCAUCGCAGUGCUAUGCACGCAGUCGCACAAGCCUGGUGACACAUGCAAUCAUCUUCAAGGAUGUCGGUUCUUGGAAGCAAAGACCCCGGUUGUCACGGUGGACGUUAGGAUUAACACCACCGACCCUAUGUCAUCGCUGCUGCACAAUGUUUGUUACUUCAUCGCGGUGUUCUUUUCCCGCGAAUACGUACUUUUGUCUGUACUUGUAUUUAAUGAGAAUAUCCCAGAAGCAUUCCAAUAUUUUGUGAAAACUAGCUUUGAGCGCAUGUCAUCAUUGCGCAGAAGCAACAUUUGCGCUUUGAGGCUCCGGACAAACGGAGCGAGCUGCUCUGACCGCAUCAGCGGCUCAAAGUUGCUUAAGUAAACAUGGUUUGUGAUUGACCAUUACCAAUUUUCCUGAAGUUCAGUAUAAUAAAAUG